This is a messenger RNA of Diaporthe citri, 648 nucleotides long. RefSeq lists its product as uncharacterized. Lineage: Eukaryota; Fungi; Ascomycota; Sordariomycetes; Diaporthales; Diaporthaceae. The record is from RefSeq and is a predicted model, not a curated record. Bases 1 to 648 code for a protein of 215 amino acids. The transcript has a single exon.
AUGGCAGGUUACAGAUACAAGCCUCUGCCUAGGAUUCCCGGCGCAAAGUCGAUCAGACUCGCAACAUUACAGCCUGGAGUCGGCGAUGACGAUGUAGCCAUCGAUCUGCACGUCGAGAGCUUCAUGAUACACAGCCCACCCAGGUACGAAGCUCUAUCCUACGUUUGGGGCUCCACGGAGGCGCCUCAAUUUAUCUACAUUGGGGAUUCCGACAGGGCCACGCUCCAGGUCACAAGGAACCUCAAGACGGCCCUGCAGCAUCUCCGGCACCCCGAUCAGGAACGCGUCAUGUGGGUCGACGCCCUGUGCAUCAAUCAGUCCGAUGACGUUGAGAAAGGCGCAGAAGUGGCUAGGAUGGGCGAGCUGUUCGCCUGCGCGGCACACGUCGUGGUCUGGCUUGGCCCGGAAGCCAACGGAAGUGGCCUGGCGAUGGAGCGACUUGAGCACAUUGGCUCGCAAGUCGAUGUUGACUGGGGCGGCAUGCAUCGAAUCAUGCCUACUGAAAAACUCGAGCAUGCCGACCGCAGCAUCGCUGAUGCAAACUCUGAUCUUCCUAUGGAUGCCGAGCAGUCAGCUGCUGUAGUCAGCCUCCUCAACAGAGGCUGGUUCGACAGGCUUUGGAUCCGGCAAGAGAUUCUAGUGGCUUAA